Ostrinia nubilalis (European corn borer) is the source of this 2429-nucleotide messenger RNA. RefSeq names its product ubiquitin carboxyl-terminal hydrolase CYLD (gene CYLD). Gene Ontology annotation, molecular function: cysteine-type deubiquitinase activity; K63-linked deubiquitinase activity. Bases 277 to 2127 code for a protein of 616 amino acids. The transcript is spliced from 12 exons. NCBI's taxonomy places the organism in Eukaryota, Metazoa, Arthropoda, Insecta, Lepidoptera, Crambidae. Gene Ontology annotation, cellular component: cytosol. The record is from RefSeq and is a predicted model, not a curated record. Gene Ontology annotation, biological process: protein K63-linked deubiquitination.
CUGACUUGAGUAGUUGAGUUGGAUUUUGGGUACAUUUUGUUCUUAAUUUGAUAAGAAAAAUAAUUAAAAAAUCGUAAUUAAAUUAAUGUUAACUGUUUAUAAAUAUAUUAAUUAAAUCUUUCCCUGACGUAGUUACAACAUAUAUAAAAUAGAUAAAGGUACUUUUGAUUUUUAUUAGGAACGCAAAUAUUUAGAAUAAAUUGUCUCUAUCGGCUGUGUAUAAAACUGAAACCAUGUAAAGUACAACAUAGAUCUUCAUCAAAGACAAUAGAAAAAAUGAGCAGAGAAUCUCACCAGGACAACACAGGACUCUCUAGAGAUACGCAGAUAGACUUAUUCAACUUGAUCGGAGGAAGCUGGCCCCCAGCGCCACGCGAGCCGGAGCGCCCCGAGUAUGGGUCAGUGCCUCGCAACUGUGGACGCACUAUGCAGCGUUCUUCGCAACAUGAACGUGUCAAAUCUGUGAACCUUUUGGCACACUUGGCACCCGACAAAAGACGUCAUAAACCAACAACCUCCACAACACCUCAAGUGAAGUCAUCACCAGAAGAUUAUAGACCAAAAAAAAUGGUACAAGACACUAAAAAAGUGGAGACUGGAAUACUUGUGGAUGUCUGCAGCGGGGACGCACCUGAAGAAUUAUAUGAUUCUCCAGCAUUAGGGUCCCCGAGGGCGGCUCCUGCAGCGACGAGGAGCUCACCUAUCGAUCUACAGGAAGAUAUCGGUGUUGGCUCUUUGGUUGAAGUUGCCACAGAUGUUGAUCAACACUAUUAUGGCGUCGUCAGGUGGAUCGGCAUUAUCGAUGACACAGCAACAGCGGGUGUGGAGCUAGAGCAGAGCGUGUGCGGUCUAGGCGACGGCACCCGCGGCGGCACUCGACUAUUCGCUUGCGCUCCGGGCCGCGCGCUCUUCGUUCCGUUACCGCUGUGCCGCCGCGACGCGCGAUUCAGAGAUACGCCGCCGCCGGAUCGCGCCGACUCGCAUGACACCGAUGAUUUUGAACAACCUGAAUGCCCCGUGGUACCCGGUGUGGUUCCACCCCUGAGCUCCUUGGGUGAAUUAGCGGGCAAAAAUCGAGGCAUACAGGGGCACCACAACUCGUGCUACCUGGAUGCGACACUCUUCGCUAUGUUCACCUUUACGAGCGUCUUCGAUGCGUUGCUGUAUCGUCCACCAGAACCAGAGGAUUCACCGCACUACUCGGAAGUGCAGCGAGUGCUGCGCGAGGAGAUCGUGAACCCGCUGCGCCGGCACGGGUACGUGCGCGCCGACCGCGUCAUGAAGCUGCGCACGCUGCUCGAGCGCCUCUCCGACGUGCCCGGCCUCACGUGCGAGGAGAAGGAUCCAGAGGAGUUUCUGAACGGUCUGGUAGCACAACUACUUCGCGCAGAACCUUUCCUGAAGCUAUCGUCGGGGCAAGAGUCGUUUUGCUACCAGUUAUUCGUGGAAAAAGACGAACAUGUUUCCUUGCCAACAGUACAACAAUUGCUUGAACAAUCGUUUGCUACUUCAGGUGUAAAGCUUAGUGAGGUUCCCGCGGCGUUCAUUAUCCAAAUGCCAAGGUUCGGAAAGCAAUAUAAAUUGUACCAACAAGUGUUGCCAUCUCCACUGUUGGACGUCACUGAUCUCAUUGAAGGAUUGCCUCGUCAGUGUGCCGUGUGUGGGACAUUGGCUCGGUGGGAGUGCAGCGCGUGCAGCGGCGGCGUCACGCUGGAGGCCGGCGCGCUGUGCUCCGCCUGCCUGCGGCUCGCGCACAAUAAGCGCCCGCAGCACAAGGCAACACCGCUGACAGUUUGCGAAGAGUUCGCAAACAUACUGGAAUCGUGUCCAGUGCCUCGAGUUUAUAUGGAGCUGUUUGCUGUGCUGUGCAUUGAAACUAGUCACUAUGUGGCGUUCGUCAAAGCUGGCGUGGGCCACGAUGCUCCCUGGUGCUUCUUCGAUUCAAUGGCUGAUAGAAAAGGCGAGCGCAACGGCUACAACAUCCCCGAGAUCGUGAGCAUCUCCGAGCUGGGCUCGUGGCUGGGCGAGGAGGGCGCGCGCGCGCACGCCUCCCCGCACGCCGCGCGGCUGCUCGCCGACGCCUACAUGUGCUUCUACCGCAGCCCCGACGUCGCCAUGUACCGCUAAAGGCUGAUUUACACGCGUUAAGUAGAUAAGUAGGUAACUAAACUACAUUUUACUUGAUUUUUCUGUCAAGUUGGUGGGUGGGGCUUGUCAAUUGACACGUUUUGACAAACAGUUGCAUAGUAUAGAUGACCCACGCUGAACUGUCCCACCAAACUCAAUGACAGGGGGGCGCUACCAUCGUUCAACUAUAUGGUUUCCAAUGGCAAAAAUCGGAACCAGCGAUACGGUAUUGACGGUGGCGCCCCACUGUCAAUGUCAUGGAUAGGACAGUUCAGUAUUUUGGAACUAUAACUACAUUUUUA